GUUGUCUGUGUGCUUCCUCGCGCUGAAGAGGAGGAUGUUCCUUCAGGACACUCCGCUGCAGCCACCUGGGUAUCACGUAGUCUCUACUCGAGAGGAACUCGAUAACCGAAAACUCAUGAAACUCGCUUUCUCUGUCACGCCAAGAGCGCAGGUGUAUUCGCAAUGGCUUGCCAUGGUUUCCCGCACAACGCAUCGAAUCUAACGUCCUACCUGCGCGCAAGAAUCCUGAGGGCUGUCGGCCUAUGAAUGGGACCGCGCUGUGCUGCGCUUGGCUCUCCGUGCCCAGGUCGAGACUAUGCGGCACCCAGGUGGCCUACAGCUACUAGAUGCACUGGCCAGCAGUUUGCGAGAGCAGGGAGGGAGGCGGCGGGGGAGCAGGAGGCCGCGGUGGGAGAGGUGGAAACGGAGGAGGGCCCGUGCCCCCGCCGCCAUUCCGGAUCGCCGUGCUGGGCGCGCAGGGCGUGGGAAAGACGGCCAUCGUGCAGCGCUUCCUCCACGAUGACUACAGUGACGGGCCGGCGUCGGGCAGUGACCAUGGGGGGACACGGGCCGGGAGCGGCCCAGGUCAGGGCAACGGGCACAUGGGGCGCAAGGUGCAUCUGUCGGCCGCCGUGCUCAAUGGGCACGUUCAUGACCUGCAGAUCACGGACUACCCUGCUAUCACCAGCUUCCCUGGCAGCACACUACAGGGUUCUUGGCACGGCGGAGGUGCCCAUUCUGAUCGUGGGCAACAAGAGAGAUCUGCAGCGCGGUCGGGUCAUCCCUCGCCACAACGUGUCCGACUUGGUGCGCAAGACUUGGAAGUGUGGCUACGUGGAGUGCUCGGCCAAAUUCAACUGGCACGUGCUGCUCCUGUUCGGCGAGGCGCUGCGCAGCGUGGGCUGUGCUCGCUGUAAACACGUUCACGCGACCAUUCGCUUCCAGCGCGCGCUCCGAAGGGAACGUUGCGCUCUCAUGUGAUAACAGGCUCGCCGUCUCUUUCCACCUUUCCCCCCACUUAAAAUGUCUGCUCCUGCCCAAGACCCUCUUGAUGCGGAACAGUGGAUUUAUAACCAAGAGCAAAACGGUCUGUCAAGCCAAGAAAGCGCUCAAAGCGUAUUAUUCGACUCAUAUCCCGUGUGCGUAUUUUUAAACGAAAUACAUAGGCUACAUCUAUUGGUGGACAAUCUGUGGCGCGCGCUAGAGAUGAUAACGUUAUAAUCAUGGCUCAACGACAAUAUUGGAGCGUCAUCUGAAUUAUUCCGCGAACCAGAGUUAAGGAGCUGUUUUCUGUUGAUUGCUUGGUCACGUAAACAUCUUCCAGCUCUUAUGAGCAAACGCAAACGAGCUCAGUACUUUCUCCAUCUGUUGACUGUGGGAAUCUAUGAACGUUUUCUAUGACGUUUUUUUUCUCAUGUGUCCUCUUCUUGGAGGUGGUGGGUCUCAAGGGGCUUGUCUGACUUAAUGCUGUAAUCCCAUUCUAAUGAAGCAUUUUAUAAGGGUCCAUUACCAAAGGUUACACGUUGUAUGCAGAUAUCAAAGAAAAUCUUCAUUGCUUCCAGAAGCAAGUCCAGCGGUCAGGGGGCAAACUGUAACCUAGCCCGUUCAAGAGCAUGUCAAAGAGCAGACCAUAUCUCUUUUAUUUAAUUUACCCAUAAAAAUGCUUCCUACCACUGACCAUUAUGCACAAUAUAUCCACUAGGAACAGCUUUGAGGAAAUAUAUAAGGAUUCAUUUUAGGUCAUCAGGUCAAAUCUGUAUCCAAGUUUGUAUUAUUCCAUCUGAAAAUAUGCCUUAGUAGAACAACGGUAUUUCAUUUAAUAGCUUUUUGUUCAGGAUUCACUUUGAGAGAGAAUGAGCAAAUGUAUUCCCUUCCCCCUUCUUUUUUUCAAUUGUCUGACUGUUGCUGUCAGUUAGGGCUAUGGUUUCUGAAAUGCACUACCUGUAUCAUCCUAAUGACUAUUGCUAGUGGAGUUUUAGCUCCAAAUGGCCUACUGAAAUUGUUUCCGGUUCCGAAUCUCUGCUGUUCAUUUAUGAGCUGUUCUGCUGGAGGCUCGGGCACAACAAAAAAGACCCAUGAAAAAGAGACAGGGCACUUGCUCUAUCGUGGAAAUAAGUGAUGUGUUUGAGAGGUAUGGUGGUGUUUCAUUGGAGGCAUGCAUUGUUAAGUUUUGUUGCAUGCAGUUCAAGCUCGUUAAUAGAAAAAAGAAGCCAAUUCGGAACGACUUGAGUGUUUUGAAAGGAAUGACAUGCAGUGUGAAAUGAUUUGGCUGCCCAGUACAUGUAAACAUUUUUUUUUCAGGUGAUGUGAUUGUGAAAUUGCGGGGAAUGAGUUUCUGUUCAUCUCGUAUUUUGCAAUAAGGGCAUUUGGUUUUGGUGUUAGAGUUAGGACUACAUGUCUGAGAUUCAUACAAGUGAUCCUCCCUGUCCAUUUCUGAAGGUAUAAUGGUGUGAUUUAGAAAAAAAAUAUAUUGACCUUUGAUCAAUGUUUUAAAAAUCAGCAUAGACAAACAACCUCUUGAUUUCAACAGAUUUAUCCAGAAAUUGCAAAUAAACCACAACACGUUGAUCAGCACCAACUUAUCCAUUCAAAAUAAAGCACAUUCCUCAAAUGUGAAAUGAUGUACAACUGAUAUUUCAAAGAAUUGUGGCAAAUGUAACAAAAACCCCUAGUGAUUUGUUCUAUCAACAUUCCACAGAUAUGUCCAUUCCAUUUCCAGUGCAUUUCAGGCCUAAACUGGAGCUCCCCUGGUUUCAAGGAGUAAGUGUGUGUGGAAGUCUACCUUGCUUCUCAUACCUGGCUCAAACAAAACAAAACACAAAAAAAUCUGUGUCAGUUGUGUGUUGGCAGCCGGCUCUAGGGAAGUGGUGAGGUGUGUCGACCACAUGUGUGUGUGUGGGAAAGGAGGGACGCAAGAAGAGGCUGACGUGUGUGUGUGUGUGUGUGUGUGUGUGUGUGUGUGUGUGUGUGUGUGUGUGUGUGUGUGUGUGUGUGUGUGUGUGUGUGUGUGUGAGAAGAGAGGGUGGUGUGUGCGUGCAUGUGAGAAAAAAGGGUGAUGUAUGCGUGUGUGUGCGUG
Engraulis encrasicolus (European anchovy) is the source of this 3055-nucleotide messenger RNA. RefSeq names its product ras-like protein family member 10B. Gene Ontology annotation, molecular function: GTPase activity; GTP binding. NCBI's taxonomy places the organism in Eukaryota, Metazoa, Chordata, Actinopteri, Clupeiformes, Engraulidae. The record is from RefSeq and is a predicted model, not a curated record. The transcript is spliced from 3 exons. Bases 247 to 960 code for a protein of 237 amino acids.